This is a messenger RNA of Volvox carteri f. nagariensis, 303 nucleotides long. RefSeq lists its product as uncharacterized. The annotation marks the transcript as partial. The record is from RefSeq and is a predicted model, not a curated record. NCBI's taxonomy places the organism in Eukaryota, Viridiplantae, Chlorophyta, Chlorophyceae, Chlamydomonadales, Volvocaceae. The transcript is spliced from 2 exons.
AUGGACGCUAAGCUGGCCGAAGCAAUUGGGCCGUACAAGGAGUACUUCGAAACCCAAGAGGAUGGGAAAGUCAAAUGUCUCGUCAAUGGCCAUUGCUUUCCCGCAAAUCGCCCGGAGCAAAUCGCUGCGUUUAUUAACCACAUGCUGUACUGCGCUCUGACGGGUCAGCUGCUCGAGAAGAGCCUUGCGGCCGUGAAGCAGCACAUGGGCGGUAAGAGGUUCGUGAGGGCCAAGGCCAGGUUCGUGGCGGACCAGCAGGAGCUCAAACCGGAGCCCAGUCUGCGGGAGUUUGGAAUCAUAUUG